This is a messenger RNA of Chionomys nivalis (European snow vole), 1721 nucleotides long. It is a transcript of the gene Mog, whose product is annotated as myelin oligodendrocyte glycoprotein. Gene Ontology annotation, biological process: T cell receptor signaling pathway; regulation of cytokine production. Gene Ontology annotation, cellular component: external side of plasma membrane. Lineage: Eukaryota; Metazoa; Chordata; Mammalia; Rodentia; Cricetidae. Bases 28 to 879 code for a protein of 283 amino acids. The record is from RefSeq and is a predicted model, not a curated record. Gene Ontology annotation, molecular function: signaling receptor binding. The transcript has 8 exons.
UCUUGGCACAGCUGUGGCAAUGCCUGGAUGGAGGUAGGGCCAGGGCAGCAGUGCCCUCCUAGAUCCUCCCAACAUGCAGCCUGGGGGUCUCAGCCUGGCCUAACCCUACUUCCAGGGACUCUGUCCCCAGUAACCACAACGAUGGCCAGUUUGUGGAGGCUUUCUCUGCCUAGCUGUCUCUUCUCCCUGCUUCUCCUCCUCCAGCUGCCCUCCAGCUAUGCAGGACAGUUCAGAGUGAUAGGACCGGCGCAUCCCAUCCGGGCUUUGGUUGGGGACGAAGCAGAACUGCCGUGCCGCAUAUCUCCCGGGAAGAAUGCCACGGGCAUGGAGGUGGGGUGGUACCGCCCUCCGUUCUCUAGAGUGGUUCACCUCUACCGAAACGGCAAAGACCAAGACGCAGAGCAGGCACCUGAAUACAGGGGACGCACAGAACUUCUGAAAGAUAACAUCGGCGAGGGAAAGGUUACUCUCAGGAUCCAGAAGGUGAGGUUUUCGGACGAAGGAGGCUUCACCUGCUUCUUCAGAGACCACUCUUACCAAGAGGAGGCCGCAAUGGAGUUGAAAGUGGAAGAUCCCUUCUACUGGAUCAACCCUGGGGUCCUGGUGCUGAUCGCACUUCUGCCUGCACUCCUCCUGCAGAUCUCUGUGGGCAUCGUCUUCCUCUUUCUGCAGCACAGACUCAGAGGAAAACUUCGAGCAGAAGUUGAGAACCUCCAUCGGACUUUUGAUCCUCACUUCCUGAGGGUGCCCUGCUGGAAGGUAACACUGUUUGUUAUUGUACCUGUUCUUGGACCUCUGGUUGCCUUGAUCAUCUGCUACAACUGGCUGCACCGAAGACUAGCAGGACAGUUUCUCGAAGAGCUAAGAAACCCCUUUUGAGUGAUGGUGCCACUUCCUGGAAUGAAGGGGAGCCUGGCAGGCCAAGAGACAGGUCGUUGGGGACAUCUCUCAUUAGCCUCUGGGCUACAGGCACCUUCCAAUCUACAGAAACACCCUGGAUUCCAAAUAGAAUUUGAUUUCCCUUCUUCAACUAUUUCCCUUUCCUCAGCUCCUUCCUUCCUCUAAUUUUUGCCUCCCUCAUCUUUUUGCCCCUAUCUCAGUCUUCCUCCAGGAAGCACCCACAGCUAAGGGCAGGCAGUCUGUCAGAAGACACCUGUGUAUCAGAGUAAUGCAGGAGUGAUUCUGUCAAAUAGAAUACCAGCACCUCUACAUUCUACAUUACAAACUACAGAACACCAGCUGAACAAAUGGUGGAUGUUUCUCCCAAGACUGCAGCCUUGUCUAGGAAGAGCAGCAAUGUAGAUAGUAGGGGGCAAGGACAGAAGAACUCACAAUAUUGGGGAAGCUAAGAGAGACAGAGUAUGAAUAUGGAGCCUGAACCCACACCCACAGAUGGGAUCUAAAGAACUCUGAGAAGAACACCAUCCUGCUUGGGCAGCCUGUGGAAAGGAGGACCUUAGGAAACAAGGGUUGAGAAUGGGGUGCCCUGUCUUUUCCCUUCUGCUUCCCUUAGCGUCCUUUAUACUCCCUGCCUCUAUUUUCUCCCAUCUUCAUUCCUCUCAGAACAUGCACUGUUUAUUCAGCAAUUACUACUUGAUGGUCUACCAGACACAAACAAGCUAGGUGCUAAUUAAUAAUACAAGUUUACUGUGCACACUUCUUUUCCUUUCCUUGUUGAGUCUUUUGUCACCCACUUAACUCUCCUAUCCAAACCUCCUGAG